This is a messenger RNA of Cydia strobilella, 9041 nucleotides long. Its product is annotated as collagen alpha-1(I) chain-like. Bases 397 to 4401 code for a protein of 1334 amino acids. The transcript is spliced from 21 exons. The record is from RefSeq and is a predicted model, not a curated record. Lineage: Eukaryota; Metazoa; Arthropoda; Insecta; Lepidoptera; Tortricidae.
UCGACUCGAUGUACCAUAAACAAAAAUGUCAGCGAUCCUGAUUUUUUGUUUCUUGCUGCAUACCCGUCGUUAUACCUUAAUUAGAUCACACGAAUGAUAUAAAAUAAUGUUAAACGCUUUCUCCGGAGGUGUCGAUUCGUCGAGACGGCGUACCUCAGGCAAUAAAUCGGCCAUAAUAAACGUGCGUUUGGUGUGCUUGCGACAGUCUACACCCGAUCUCAUUGUUUAUGUAUGGAGUUUAAACGAGGAAUUUUUAUGGGAUAUUGCGGUGUAUUCCCGUUUUAAUUGAAUAUCUGGAUAAAAUCAGAGGUGGUUGUGUUGAUACGGCGCGGGUCGUAGCACGGCGGUCAGCGUCGUUCCAUCCGUCAAGUCAAGUUGGCGAAGGCACGCAGGGGUAUGAUUAAGGAGAAGGAGAAGGGCGGCGGAGCCCGCCUCAAGGACGAGCCCAGCGAUUCUGCUGAGCCUGGCCACGGCUCCCGCCCGCCAUCAGCGUCGCUGCCGACCCCGGCGGCGCUGAAGAAGGAGCCCGACGAGCCGGCACACAGGGUCAAAAUGGAGCCCCACUCACAGGAGGACUCUGGUGGGGACUUAGGGGUCGAUGGGAUCAAGACUGAGAUCGACGGUCUCAUGGACAACGAUGGUGAUCCAACAAAGUCUCCGUCGUGCGACAUGCCCGGGCCGGGGUCUCUCAAGUCCGAGCGGCUGUCAUCAGACUCCAACGAUAUUUUAGACCCGCAGACCGGGUUGCGAGGAUCGUCUGGCAACAUGCAGGACGGCAACCAAAACUGCCGCAACCCGAACGGGCCGGACAUGGGCUCGUGCCGCAUGGGCGGCGGCGGGCCCAUGGGCCCCGGGGUGUCCAUGGGCAUGUCCAGUGAAGCGCAGACGCUGCCGUCGAAUGUCAUCAGCAAGCAGGCCGGGAGUAUGGAGCAGCAGAGCCAAAUCUUCGUGUUCUCGACGAUAAUGGCCAACAAGGGAGCCGAGUCUGUGAUCUCCGGGCAGCAUCACUCCAUCAUCUCCUACCACUGCGCUCAGCCGGGCACUAAGAAAUAUCUUGAGAAACACCCACUGAAAAUGGGCCAGUUCAACAAGCAGAGCCCGGCGCAAUGGCUGAACAACCUCGCCAUGGCCAAGACCCGCGGUGGCAUGCGCGGCGGCCCCAACAUGAUGGGCCCGGGCGGCCCCAACCAGAUGGGGCACAUGAUGGGCCCCGGCGGGCCUAUGGGGCCGAUGGGCAUGGGGCACAUGGGGCCCAACAUGAUGGGCGGCCCGGCGAGGAUGGGCGGGCCUGGGAAUCAGAUGAUGAUGAUGAAGGGCCAAAUGGGUCAGAUGGGGCAGAUGGGACCAAUGGAUGGGUUUCCAGGGGGCACCCCGUCCUGCGGUGUCAUGGACGGCCUCGGUGCUGAUGGUGAAAUUCCCUGGGACACCAAAAACCCCUCCGUAAUGUCGAACGGCAUGUCAAACGGACCAGGCGCGUGCGCCGAGCCGGCUGAGCCCCCGUCCAGCCAGGCCGACACUCCCUCCUCGCAGGCUGAUUGCCAGGGCGGGCCUAAGGGUGUUAAAAUUCCAGACGAGAACCUAACACCGCAGCAGCGCGCGCACCGCGAGGAACAGCUGGCCACCAUCCGGAAGAUGCACCAGAUCCUCUUCCCCGAGAACCCCCCUAACUCCAACCAGCCCGGGGACCCCUCCCAGUCCUCCCCGGACAUCAACCCGCCCAACUCCAGUGCCAACAUGAACAUACCCUUCCCACCCAUGUCCAUGGGCCCCAACGGCCCCAUGGGCUCCGGACCCAACGGACCCAUGUCUACCAUGUCCAACAUGUCCAACUCCGGCCCCUCCUGCACCAUGUCUGGCCCUAUGGGCAUGGGUCCCAUGGGCCCCAACGGCCCCAUGAUGGGCAUGGGGCCGGGCAUGAUGUCCCACGGCAACAUGGGGCCGAAUGGCAUGAUGGGGCCGAACGGGCCUAUGAUGCCGGGGAUGGGGCCGAACGGGCCGAUGGGGCCGAUGUGUGGGAUGAAAGGGAUCAGGGGGCCGUGCGGAGGGCCAGAUAUGAAGGGCGGCAUGUGCAGUGAUAUGCACAUGGGCAGAGGUUGCGGCGGCCCUAUGGGGCGCAUGCCUAAUCCCAUGGGCGGAAUGGGCGGCCCUAAGCCGUGUAUGAUGGGCGGACCUCACAUGGGGCCCAGAAUGAUGCCGGGUCCUAACAUGAACGCCAUGAACGGUGGUAUAAUGAUGGACGGAAUGAUGAUGGGACACGGAGACUGCGGCCCUGAGCACCACGGGAUGCCAAAUGGACCACAGUGCGAAGAAUACGGCAGGAGAAACAUGGGUCCAGGCGACCCCGGCGGGCCCGGAGGUCCCGGCGGGCCCGGGGGGCUGCACAAGGCCGGGCUGCGCAGCCCCAAGAGCCCCGCCACCACCGGCGACAUCGACUGGCAGAAGAUACACCACCAGUUCUUCGACGACCCCAAAUCCAUGGACACUGACUUGAGCACGCAAGUGAAGUCGCCGUGCUCGGAGCGAGGCGGCUGCUUGCCGCCGCCGCCCUACGGCGCCUCCCCGCUACACCGCUCCGCCUCAGUGCCUAUAGCCACCCAGUCCCCCGGGCACGGUUCAGUGCAGAUGCCGAUGUCGGCGGAGGCGUCCCGCGCCGGCUCCGGGCUCAACAGCCCCGCGCACUGCAAGCCCCAAGCCAAGCAGGACGCGCCAGAGAUACUAGAAAAGUUGGACGAUGGCGUGUUUGUGCGAACGCUGCAAUGCUUGGCCGCUCAGCAGCAGAAGAACCAACAGGCGGGUGUGGGCUCGCACGGCAAGGAGCCUAGUCUGAUGCCCGUUCCGUCGCCGCAGCAAAUAUCUUAUCUCAACCAGUUCGAAGGUCAAGAGCUGACGAUACAGAAGCAGCCUAAUACUUCAUUAAAAGACAACGGGCCGCCUUCGAAUAGCGGCGGGCAGACGCCGCAGUCUAAUUCGAAUCAGAAAUCACCCGCUGGGAUGAUGCCCGGCACGCCAGAACCUCACUCGUCACUCUCGGAACAGCGGGCGGGAAGGUUUUCGUUAGAACAGAGUCCAGGGUUCAACAACCCUCAGACACCGACGUCGCAAGGAAACAAAUGUGGACAAGAUGAGAAAUCCAGACCAAGCCCGUCCUCAAACCGGUCGCAGGACCCCUCCAAGACCCCUCAGCGCGACGGGCUCAGCCAGGGCCCGUACGCGCCGCCCUCUUCCGGCUCCUGCGCGAAGAGCAGCUGCAGCGUGGUCAACAGCGCGCCGGGGGGCGUUGAUGACUCUAUGACAGGAAAUAAUGACUCGUCGUUACCGGGCGGCCCCAGCACGAGCCUCCCGGGCCCCUUCCCUGGCCCCUGCAGCAUGAACAGGCCGGACAACAUCCCCAUCAACCCCAACCAGGGCCCCAACGGCCCCAUGACCUCCACCUCCUCCUUCGACCCCAUCUCCUCGCUCGCGCAGAUGUCACAACAACUCACCAACACCGUGGGCGGAGGAGGCCCAGGCCCCGGCGGCCCCAUGGGGCCCAACGGGAGCGGGAUGGGGCCUUUCGGAUCCGGCCCUCAUCAUAUGCAGCAUCACCAUUCUAUGCAUCCGCACGGACAUCCGCAUAUGAUGAUGAAUGAUUUAGGUUGCCACAUGGACAACAUGGGCGGCCCCGGCAUGGUCGGCCCCAUGGAGGGCAUGAUGGGCGGCGACUUCCCGCCCGACAUGAACCUCAGCCCCAAGAUGGGCGGCGGCCCCAUGGGCGGGCCCAUGGGGCCCAUGGGUCCCGACGCCUCCAUGAUGGGGCCCCGGAUGGGGGGCGGCAAAAUGCCCCCGUUCAACGGCGCGAACGUACAGGUGAAGGCGAGCGCGCCCAACACGAUACAGUAUUUACCCACCAGGCCUCAGAUGGCGUGCAACUCGGGCCCGCGAGGCCCCCCGAGCCUGGAGUUCCUGCAGCGAGUCACCAACCCCAUGCAGAUGGACAGCAGUAAAGGCGUGGCGUACUUCCCGCGCGGCGUGGACAUGGACGGCGGCAUGCGUGGCGUCAUGCGCGCGCCCGGGCCGGGGGGCAUGUUGCGCAUGCCGCACUACCCCGCCGGGUUCAACUCCCCGCCCAAGAUGCCCCAGGACCCCUUCGGCAACCCCGGCGGCCCCAACCCCAUGUGCGGCCCCAACUUCCGAGGCGUCAAGGGCGGCAUGCCCGGCAACGUGAGGAUGGGCAGCGCGCAACCCCUCCCCCCCUCCAUGGGCGGCCCCGGGCCGGGCUUCAAGGGGCAGUCGUUCGCGGUCCCGUCGACGGCGGACCCCAACUACGCGGCGCAGUUCCACAACUUCCAGCAGCAGCUGUACGCGACGGGCUCCCGAGCGGCUCAGCCGCACGCGGGCUACCCGUACGCGCCGAACAAGUGAUGACCGGCCCUAUACCUCGUGUGAUACCCCCGGGGCCCGGGGCCCGACCGUCAAGUACUUAACGUUACAUUAUACACCAGUGAAGAAAGAUCAAAAUAUUUUGUUAGUGAUUUUCGUUCGUAUGAUUGUGAGAUUCGUUAUGAGACCGACGAUUUUGUUUUAUUAAUAUAGUAUUUCACUUAGACGUCGUUUAGGUUUCUUGACUGAGCGUGUUUACGGUGUCGUAUGUUUGUACAAAUUGUACAAAACUAGGCGUGUUAAUGUGUACUCUUUAUCUAAAUAAUUUAAAAGUACAGUUUUUAGAAUCGUUUUGCUGAUGGCAAUAACUUAGUGGUAGAUUGUUUAGCACACAUGCCGGGUUGACAGCGCAUUGGUUCCUUUACUUAGCUAUUUUAUAUACGAUUCCUAUGCACACAGAUAUCUAGUCAAUUUUGAAAUUAAAUGGAGCCCGGGCCGACCCCGUGUUGAAAUGUAACUUUACUUGUCGACGAGAUUUUUGUACAGUCAUUCAUAAAUGUGUAUACAUUUUUUUUUUACUUAUUGGAAUAAAGUGCAUAAUUGUAUACAUAUUUAUGAACUGGACUGUACGGAGAGCCCGACAGAAUCAUCCGUCCAUGAUAGUUUACAGCAUGAUAACGUAAAGUAUACACUCGUAGAAGAAAUGGCGGAUAAUCCUUAAAUACGAUAGGAUUAUUUGAUAUUUCUGGCUCAAUAAGAUUAAUUUCAGAAUAAAUUCAAUUCUGGGGUUAGUCGAAUUGCCCCUAUCUGCGUGCCUGCUAUACUCGAUCAUUCUGCGUAAAUUCGCGGAUGGAAUUAUUGUUGGGUCCUGCUCCCUCGUCAAUCGGGCUACGGAUCGAUUUCACAUUUUGGUUACUUUUAAUAAAUACAGAAGUACACUCUUAGUAACGGUAUGUUUUGUCCAUUUUAGUUCUAGAUUAGUGUAAUUAGAUUUUUAUUAUUUUAUUUUGGCUAUAUCGGCCAGUAACUUUAAAUAAUUAAUGGGAGAUUGACGUUAAAUUUUUUCACUGAUCCUCAACUCAAAUGUCUAAAUUAUAAGGUUCUAUUUUCUUUGACUCGAAAAUGUUUCACGCCUUUUGUGAACAAGCAGCUCAAUGUAUUUUUGUUCGUAACGAGUAGACAAGUUACAAUAUUAGUAGGAGUCGCAUUGCUUCUUAGUCGUUAAAGUAUGACCGUACUUUACAAUGCGUAUUAUCAUUGCCGUCGGGAAAGAUGGUCCAGUAGGCUGCAGAAAUAUCUCUACGGGCGGGUGAAGCUAGGAGGAUAUAAUCAAAUGGAGUAGCCAUUAACAGGCGUUCCCCUCUGUCGAAAAUAGUCGGCCAAUGGUCAUACACAAUGUAUGGACUGACAUUUAUCUGACAUGGCUAUUUUGACGUUACGUAUACAUUUGACGUUCCCCUCCCCCGCAAAAAUUGGCAGACUUUUUUGUACAGCAAAUUACAGACGUGGCGUCUCCGUUGGUUAUAUCCUCCUUGGGGUGAAGUGUUCAAAGAUGUACGUGACAUUGUUUAUAGUACAAAUUUUCUGAGAUGAUUUUUUCGGCUCUGGCCCUAAUCUUUGCCUUGGUUUCUUUUAUGCAGAGCCUCGGGCAACAAUGUCGUUUAAAAAUUAACCAUCGUGAUAUCUUGUAUUAAGGUUCAAUUUAUGUAACAGCUCAUUCGGUGAACAAUUAGUCGCCGGCAUACAGAUAAGAUAACAUUUUUUGGAGAUAACAAAACGUUAUCUCUGAGUGGGCUGUUUCAUGAAUUUGAACCAUAUAAAUAGGAUGGUAAAAUUGCUUUUUAACGGGCUUGUUCCCGCUCACUUAUGACGGGGUUAUUAGUAGUAGCGGAGGUAACCACUAGAUAAAGGAAACAAUACCUUUUGUUUAAACAGGGAUUUUGAGAAAAAAUCACCUUAGAAAAUUCCAAGUAAACGUGUUUAGAUCAUUUUGAACACUUCACUCGCUCAGCAACUUUUGCAGCUGAUUCCGUGCGAGCUCAUACAUGCUGUCGUGCUUUUUCCUAGUAACACAAAAGAGGACGCAAAUAGCAAACGCUGGCUUUCCCAACGAAAUGAGCUUUCAUUUCAUUUGAUCUGAGCGAUGUUUUUUCUGUCUUCCAAUACCUAUAUAGAAUCGUACAAACGCAAUAAGGAGUACGUUUACACUCCAUUUAAAUCUAAGCUUGCAACGCAACGCAAGCGUUGUCUUACUUUACUUUUAAUAAAGUACUUAAAAUCUGAUGCCAUAUUAUUUGCCACAUGAAUUUAAUUUUCGUGAUAUUUUUUCCUUAAUUUAUUUCUAAAUCCGUGCGAGUAUUUUUUCGAGGUACAGCUUAGUGUUAGGGCAUAUUGGUAUGCUAGAAUAGUUGCACAUUGUGUUGUCACAGUGGCCUUCGAUCGUAUUGCCUUGAUGAUGAGCAAUCUGUUCCCCAGGCGAGCGCGCCGUACGUGUCUCUUUAGCACGCAUACGCAUAAUACCGUGACCGUGUCUACCAAAUUGUUGUAAGGUACCAGAAUAGGGGGUAUUACUGCAAUGUUCUGCUACCAGAGUGCAGCACUGGCCUCUUAGUAAACCAUAGAGUAACUUAUGCAUACUGUGUCUUUAACAGUUUUUUUACAAGUUUUCAGAGAUAAUAAAAUAUGAAUUUGAUGCAUCAAGGCGGUUUGUUUACAAAGGACCUACCGGGAAACGCGAAUCCGAAACUUCACUAUCUGCCUCUUUAUCGCUCGAAUAUGCGAGAGUGACAGAGAUGUUAGAUAUCGAAAUUUCCAUUUUCUUGUUUCGCGAUUAGACCCUCAGAUUGUGGUAGUGGCGCCCCCUACUCAAGAGUUUCGCGUAAUAUUCCCUAUUCCUGCAUCAUUACUUGGCACUCUCAAUCUUACGUGACUAAUAGUGUGUCAAUUAUUUGCAUUUAGAAUUAUGAAUUUUGAAUAUAAAUUUGAUCCGGAUCAAUUCCGGUGUGUCAGCGAGACAGUACUAUGUACAGUCAGCAAAACUAAUAAUAUUACUCACCGGAGCUGCGUGCGGAUCUCAAAUAAGGGUAUUUUCUUGAAAAAGUAAAUUUGCUAGCCAAUCUGUCACUAAUCUUAUACCUCAGUAGUUAAUCCAUACGAAGAUAUGAGCUUUGUUUGUUAUUACGCGCGUUUUUUAUUAAAUUACAGUAAACAUACACAACUGAACAAAUAAACGUUUACAGCCUUAGAAAUACUUGUGUAGAAAAUAAGUUUCACUAGAUGGCGCUGUUAGGGUUUCAUAUAGUGAGACUUCUAUUGAAUCUUCAACUUAGCAUGUCUGUAAGUUUAUUUGUCUGUGCUAAUAGUCAGUUAGUAGGGUAAACAUACCUAUUGACGGCAUCGUUUCAAUGGUGAACGCCUUUAACCUAAUUUCAAGACCAUAUCAUUAUCCUACUAAACUUGUGUAGGUACUCUUGAGGAUAUGAUUCGUGCAGAUGUCUACUUCCGAUAUUACCUUUAGUUUGCUAUUUUGACAGUGAAAAUACUUCUGUGACCCAUUUCAUAAAAGCAGUUGUCUUUCUCUUUUCAAUAAGAGUUAAGAAACUCUUUGAUUUGUGUUACAGUAAGCUUUUAUGAAACGAGAUUCUUGGUGGUCAGAUAUUGGUUUGAUUAUUUUUAAGUGAUUGUCAAAAUAGCAUACUAAAAAUGUAAAUAUUUGAAAAGGGCAGAGUAUAUUAAACACAUAUUACUUUAUAACUACGGCAUAAAUCAAGACCUUGUAUUUUACAAAUGAAAAAGUUUAUUCUCAUAAUAAUGCCGGGCGACGGUAUUUUGCCGUCUGUGCAAUAACUCCACAGUUUUAUUUGCAGAAUACUACUAUUUCCGUAUAGGUGCUAUUGUAUUAACACUCGCACAUUGAUGAUUACCUGCUUGAUCACAUCUCGAAUACAAUUUCAGACUGUUAAUAAAAAGAGACAAAUGUUAUAGAGAUAAAUAGACAAAUAAUUGAUAAAUCAGGAGAUGACGCUUUGAGAUCCCCCACACUAGCGUCUUUUGAGCGUCGUCGUCUAGUCAGCGCUAUGUAAAAUGGUGUCAGUGCGCAGCCAUAGAGUUGACUAGACGCCAAAGCUUAGGAGACGCUAAUGUGGGAUCUCUUUUUAAAUUAUUAUCUUGCCUACAUAAACUAUGAAGUUGCGUAUGCUUGCUAGGGGGACGGUAUCCACACGUUAAUGAGGCGUGGCAAUUUUAUGAAAAACUGCACAACAGUCCAGUAAUAAACACCCGCUAGUAACUAGAUAGUGUUAAUUUAAUUGUAAUUAUAAAUAUAAGGUACAAUGGUUCUUGUUUUAGGUUAAGCGAAGAGCAAUGAUAUAACAUAGUUUGUGUAAUAGUAAUAAGAGAUGAAAUUAAGAUGCAAACUAUUGGUUGUGAUUCAGACACAAUUUGUUAAGUUGUUCGUAGAUUUGUCGCAGAAUUAUGGAACCUUACUGACUUCAUGAUAGGACUUUUUAUUUAAUUUUGUUUUUUGAGAUAUUUUUACGUAUCAUUCUCGUUUGUACAUCGCUAACAAUAAUUGUACAGAGUACUUUUGGACUUAAUUUAAGGCAAUAAAUGUAUUUAUUUUAUAACUCAUGAUGUAAGAAUUUAUUCUUAAUUAUUAUAAAAAAAUAUAUGAUAUGCUUGUA